Molecule: messenger RNA, 315 nt
Organism: Caenorhabditis remanei
Lineage: Eukaryota; Metazoa; Nematoda; Chromadorea; Rhabditida; Rhabditidae
Exons: 4
Coding region: 1-315 (104 amino acids)
Source: RefSeq, a predicted model, not a curated record
AUGAGCAAAAGUGACCCGCACCUCGACAUUCCACAUUUUCUCGUCAGUCAGGAUGAAGCUCAUCCGUCUCUUAACAAGAUCAUGUCCAACUUGCAACACGUCCACGAGGGACUCAAGACACCUGUGUCCUCGCAUCCUAAUCUCCAGGCGCUCCGUCGUGAGAACGAGUUCCAGGAUAAGAACGUCAGCCUGAAGUCUAGACAACAUCCAAAUCUCUGGUCUCAUUUAUUCAAGUAUUACUGUAUCUGCAACCAGGAAGGAUCUGAUUUCCCGUUAGCUAUUUUCUACCGUAAUCCAAAUCAGAGCACGUUUUAG